This is a messenger RNA of Amblyraja radiata (thorny skate), 2980 nucleotides long. It is a transcript of the gene kiz, whose product is annotated as kizuna centrosomal protein. The coding region runs from base 32 to 2368 and encodes 778 amino acids. Gene Ontology annotation, biological process: spindle organization. The transcript is spliced from 14 exons. The record is from RefSeq and is a predicted model, not a curated record. Gene Ontology annotation, cellular component: centrosome. NCBI's taxonomy places the organism in Eukaryota, Metazoa, Chordata, Chondrichthyes, Rajiformes, Rajidae.
CCUUGGCAACGGUUGUCAAGCGGCGGCGAACAUGGCGGCCAGCGAGCUGGACACCCUGGAGAAGGUGGCUGAACUUCAGCGGCAGCUGCACGCCAGCGAAUGUAAAAGACUGGAGCUGGAAAAGAACCUUUUGGCAUGCAGCAAGUCAGAUCAGUGGAUGCGAAGGAGUGUCAGAUUGAAAAGUUAUUUAAAUGAAGUGCGUGAACGGGAGAGAACAGCCCAACUUCGCAACCAACAAUUGCUGAACGAUUUUGAGAGUUUUCAAGCUCAGGUCACAGCAUUGACAGCAAGCUCAGACACAUGGAAACAAAUGAAGAUGGAAUAUGAAAAGCAGGUGGAAAGGUUACUUCCAGUUUGGAAGGAGAAGUUAAAGACUCAAGGAAUGGACAAGGAAAAAAACAUACAACAAGAAAGAAAUUCAUCAAGUCAAACAAGCACAAAUGUUGGCAAAUACCUGUCAAAGGGAUUAUAUCACACUGCCACUCACUUUAUGGGCCAGCCAACAUCAGAGACUGCAAAUGGAACAUGUUUGAGUCCACAACAAAACUAUUACCUGCCCAUGGAGAGCAUUUUAUCUCCUCAGCCAAACAGGCAGGUGGCAGCAAUGCAGUGUAAUUCAGUGAUGGACAACUUGAAGGUACUCACGUCAAGCAAGGGAAGGCAAAACUUCCAGACUGUUUCUGACACAAUGGACAAGAAGACAGGGCUUCCAGACUGUGAAGUAAUGCCACUCACUCCCAUAAUCUCUUCUAAAACUGCAAGACAUAACAAUGAAGCGAUCGAAAUUAACAGGAACAUUCGAGCAAAAGGUUCAGUUGGCAGUCUGGAAUUAGCUUCACCUGCGGCUCAGUUAGGGCCCAUUAAGGAAGAAAUGAAAGAAGGCACAAUGCAAAAGGACGUUAACAAUCAACUGCCAGAUAAAGAUAAUAUUCGUAACAAUCCCGCUACGCCUAAACAGACACCUGAGCAGUUUCAGAAAUUGCCCAUGGAUCCAGCACACGACUCUGGUAGUUUUGCCAUGACCCGACAAAGAAGCAAAGUCUUUUAUUUAGAAUCAAAAAAUUGCCAGAAUCAGAAUAAGGAUGCAGCCAAGGCUAUGAAAUCAAGAGAGGAUGUGCAGAGACUGGCAGAUGAGCUGUAUAAUUCAGAAAGUGGUGCAAGUACUUCUGGUAGCAGUGAAGAAUUGCACAUGGAGGAAUGUCUCGAAGACCCUUAUGCUUCCGUUCAAUAUCCUAAAACAACUGUAAAUGAUGAUUUAGUAAAGAGCAACAAGUCACCUUUUACCAAAGAUGAAAGGACUUCAUCUUCCAAAAAAGAACACAGUGUGCAUUCCAUAACUCUGCCACCAGUAAUAGACAGUGGCAAAUCAGUGAACAGCAAUCUUUGUGGAGAACCACAUGGACCCCCAGAACAGUCCCAGAAAGAUGAAGAGUGCCUUUCAUUUGAAGGGUUUUGUCACUUACUUCACUCAAUAGAAGAUGCUGUAGGGGGAAGAAAGGCUACCUAUUCAGAACUGUAUCACAUUUCUGCAAUAAGUAUUGAUAAACUGAAGGAAAUCACAAGGAUAUGCAACAGGAAAGGCAGUUUGAACAAGGAAACCCUAGAAGCCUGUGGAGCAGUUGUUCUUCACCAGCUCAGGGAACUGUCACGGGGUUCUUCAAAUGGCGCUCUGUUUCCUGACGAACUUUUGAAUAAGUGCUGCGAAGCAGUUGAUGAAAUUAAUUAUAGCUUGUCGAAACUACCUGCUGAAUCUGCCAGACUGUGGGACCAUUGGUAUUCUCACAUUCUUUCUUUGUUGGACCAUCAAUUAUUGAAUAUAGAUGAAGCAGCAGAGAUAUUUGGACCUUUAUUGGUUGCAGAGAACAGUAACUCAAAAAAGGCAACAGAGUUACUGAAGAAAAUCCUUUCAAAAGCAAUUGAAAACCAGUCUGUUCAAAGCAACGACUCUUCUUGCAAUUUAUCAUCCAUUUUCAGUGACAGUGCAGAAAUUAACACCGUAGACCCCAUGCCAUGGCUCCAUGUUAAUAAAACGAAGCAGCAAGCAGAAACAAGAGCAUAUGAACUUUUGAAACAAUCAGCGAUGCAGCCAAAUAAGAAGAAUGAUUCAGACUUGCAUUCACCAGUGAAAAGGAACAAAAAAUAUACCAAGAAGAUGAAAAGUAAUAAUGAUGAUAAUCAUGAAACUGAUUCCAGUGAAGAAAGUGCACCUUUCAGAUGUAAAAACAAACGUGUGGGAAGUAAUCCAGCAAAAUCUAAAGCUUUUUGGGGUGAAUCUGAUGACAGUGCAUCUGAUAUUGAAGCAAUUCUUCAUCCUAAAACUUCAGAUGUCUCAAAGGAUGAAGACGAUUUUAACGAUUUCUUUUCGUAACAAAGACUGAUUCUUUUACUUGCCAGAAGAGGCACUAUAACAUAACCAGGAUAUGAAUAUGAAUGUCAUGUGCUGAAACAAAAAAUUACUACAAUUCCUAAUGCUUACUUCUCUAAUAUUUGAUAUGUAUGCAAGCGUGAGAAAGCUAACAAUAGUGAAUCUUGCACAGUCGUGCAACAUUGCUGUGCUUAACCUGUGCUGAGGCCACAUUCAUGGAUAUUUACACAUAGACCCAAGGUAUUCCUUGCCAACAUAAAUUGUGCUUCAACCAAGUGAACAGUAUUGGAAGGAUGGAAGGAAGUGAGGAAUACAAAAAUAAUAAGAUACUUUUUUUUAAAGGUUGUUUGUGAUUGUGUUUGUAUUUGUGGUAAAAUGUUUUAAUAUGUUUAAUUAUUCCUUUAAUUUUCAUGGUUUUUAAGUGUUUCCAGUAGACAGAGGGGUUGUCUCUUAACUACCUCUAAAGUUCAAUGGCAACUGGGGAUGGACAGUAAAAUGUGAAAAAACAAACUACUGGAGCUACUCAGCAGGUCAAGCAGCAUCUAUGGAGGGAAAUGGACAGUAUUUCAGAUUUUUUAAAUACAUAAAGUAUUGGAGUAACUCAGUGGGUGAGGC